Perognathus longimembris pacificus (Pacific pocket mouse) is the source of this 1336-nucleotide messenger RNA. RefSeq names its product sulfiredoxin 1 (gene Srxn1). Gene Ontology annotation, cellular component: cytoplasm. The record is from RefSeq and is a predicted model, not a curated record. The transcript has 2 exons. Gene Ontology annotation, biological process: cellular response to oxidative stress. Lineage: Eukaryota; Metazoa; Chordata; Mammalia; Rodentia; Heteromyidae. Gene Ontology annotation, molecular function: sulfiredoxin activity. The coding region runs from base 4 to 417 and encodes 137 amino acids.
GCUAUGGGGCUGCGUGCGGGCGGAUCGCUGGGCAGGGCGGGUGCCGGGCGGGCGCCCGAGGGGCCCGAGCAGAGGAGCGGCGGCGCGCAGGGGGGCAGCAUCCACUCGGGCUGCAUCGCCGCCGUGCACAACGUGCCGCUGAGCGUGCUCAUCCGGCCGCUGCCCUCCGUGCUGGACCCGGCCAAGGUGCAGAGCCUAGUGGACACCAUCCGGGAGGACCCAGACAGUGUGCCCCCCAUCGACGUCCUCUGGAUCAAAGGGGCCCAGGGCGGCGACUACUUCUACUCCUUCGGUGGCUGCCACCGCUAUGCCGCCUACCAGCAGCUGCAGCGAGAGACCAUCCCUGCCAAGCUGGUGCAGUCUACCCUCUCCGACCUGAGGGUGUACCUGGGCGCGUCCACACCCGACUUGCAAUAGCAGCACCCGCCCCCACCCUUCCCCAAGAGCCCUGAAGACACAGCUGGACGCCCCCCCCCCCCCCCCGUGGGCCGGCAGGGCACAGCAGCUUUGACUACCCAGCCCGAGACUUGGGCUCGGCAGCCGGAUGCCCGGUUUCCACCUCUGCACAGGUGGGACCACAGCCUUGUCCCUGAGGGAUUCCUGAGAAGGGUGUGAGGAAGGAGACGGACAGCAAGGCCCUGUGUCACGGGGCACAUGCCAGUCCCCAGGGACAAGGGCCUUCUACACUUUUGGCUUUAUAAUACCUAUUAUGUGGACAGUGCAAUAGAAAAUAAAAGAAAGCCUGAGUGACAGGGGCUUAAAUAAAAUGGGUUUGUUCCACAUGGCCUGGAAUCUGGAGACCAAUGACCAGCAUGACAUUGCUUCACAAACUCAGCCAAGCUCAUUUCACCAGAUUCUUCUGCUUGCCUGCAAUGCUUUUUACUUCAUGGUUGCAAGAUGGCUGCCAUAUCUCCAGGAAUCUUGUCAACGUUCAGUGAAGAAAGGAGUAGGGAAAGGGGAAGGGCCAGACCAGCUGGACCUAUCAACUUUUAUCAGAAAGAAAAACUUCUUUCAGAGACUUGGGGAGGUGGGGUUCUCUCUCUCUGUCUCUGUCUCUCUCACACCCUCACACACACAGAGCUUCAACCACUCUGAGUCACUGCCCUGCCCUUGGGCCUUGGGCAUCUAGGGGAAAGGAGAAGGUCUGGAUAUUUCGGGGCCAGGGUGGAGGGAGAGGCACCCUUUACUGUCAGCACCAGCAGAUGGGGUGGACAGGUGGGGCAUCCUAGAGGGGCUUCUGCAAGCGUGGCUGGCAAAGGAAGGUGUAGGGCAUGGUGGGCCUGUCCUCCUGACCUCAGGGAGGCCAGUCACUGGACUUCCAAGCCUCAGUGUCCCU